Molecule: messenger RNA, 200 nt
Organism: Schizophyllum commune H4-8
Lineage: Eukaryota; Fungi; Basidiomycota; Agaricomycetes; Agaricales; Schizophyllaceae
Exons: 1
Coding region: 20-193 (57 amino acids)
Source: RefSeq, a predicted model, not a curated record
GACCGCGGUCACACUCGACAUGAUGGACAUGAAAGGCGUACUCGACCACAAUGGCCGUUCAGUAUACGGCCCCGAUGCAGAGAAGACGGCAGAGAUAUCAAAGGAUACGGCGGAGAUUGCACCGUGGCUAAUGCCCGACGAAGCAGUGAGUUUCUGCUCGCAGUUUGUGGUGUUCGGGACCAUUGUCGGUUGAGGGAAGG